Messenger RNA from Phragmites australis (common reed), 1283 nucleotides. Its product is annotated as WUSCHEL-related homeobox 9-like. NCBI's taxonomy places the organism in Eukaryota, Viridiplantae, Streptophyta, Magnoliopsida, Poales, Poaceae. Bases 369 to 974 code for a protein of 201 amino acids. The transcript is spliced from 2 exons. The record is from RefSeq and is a predicted model, not a curated record. Gene Ontology annotation, biological process: plant organ development. Gene Ontology annotation, molecular function: DNA binding; DNA-binding transcription factor activity.
GGCAUGUCUCCUCUCGCUCUCACCGUUCGAGGAAACAAAAAGAAAGCACCGAGACCUUCGAAUCCGCUACUGCCACUGCCACGACCACGGCCUCGGCCCUGCCCCUGUCCGGUUAUAUAAGUGCCCCCUCUGCGCAUCUAUUGAUUUCAGCAUUGCUUCUGACCAGAAGAAGAUCCCGGAAGAAACCAAAUCAGAAGCAGAACCUAGCUAUAUCACAAGCCGUAGUUAGAGGAGUAGUUUGCACUAGUACGUAGUGCGUGUUGUAUCGAGCUGCUUGAUCGAUCUUUCACACACUACGUAGCUGAAUCAAAUCCGUUUGGGAUUGUUAGUUAAGAUAGCAAGUGCAUACAUACAGGUAGUGAUCGAUCAUGGAGGCUCUGAGCGGGCGGGUAGGGGUGAAGUGCGGGCGGUGGAACCCUACGGCGGAGCAGGUGAAGGUCCUCACGGAGCUCUUCCGCGCGGGGCUGCGGACGCCGAACACGGAGCAGAUCCAGCGCAUCUCCACCUACCUCGGCGCGUUCGGCAAGGUGGAGAGCAAGAACAUCUUCUACUGGUUCCAGAACCACAAGGCCCGCGAGCGCCACCACCACAAGAAGCGCCGCCGCGGCGCGUCUUCACCCGACAGCGGCAGCAACGACGAAGACGGCCGAGCCGCCUCCCAAGAGGCGGAGGCCGACCUCGUGCUCAAGCCUCCAGAGAGCAAGCGGGAGGCCAGAAGCUACAGCCACCAUCACCGGCUCAUGACAUGCUACGUGAGGGACGUGGUGGAACAGCAAGAGGGGAUGUGGGAGCGGCCGAUGAGGGAGGUGGAGACGCUGGAGCUGUUCCCCCUCAAGUCGUACGACCUCGAGGCAGAGAAGGUUCGGUACGCGAGGGGCGGCGCCGGCGAGCAGUGCAGGGAGAUCUCGUUCUUCGACGUCGCUGCCGGCCGGGAUCCGCCGCUGGAGCUCAGGCUCUGCAGCUUCGGUCUCUAGAUCGGCGCAUGCAUGCACACGCAAGUAUCGCAGGGCCGCAGCUGCGAUUGUAGCUAGCCUUGUCGCGCACAUCAUUGUGUAGUCCUUGAUUCUAGCUACCAACAUCAAAAGGUGUACGAGAUGAGAUACGGCAUGUGAUGUAGUACGCAUCUACCAACGUUGAAUGCAGAAUCUAAGAGGAUCAGGAAAGAUAGCACGCAGAUGAGAUUUCAGCAGCCUUUUCCUUGAUCUUUUCAUCAUGAGAUGUACUAGCUGCUACUUAUUUCUUUCUUUUAUGGUGCCUACAUGGCAUAUUAUAAUUAACCUGUU